AAAAAUAUUCACCGAAAAAAAAAAAAGAAUAUUAAAUGCAAGAAAUAGUGCGCAAAAAUAAACAUAGUACAAAAAGAAAUUAAACGUAAAAAUAUACAAUAAAUAGCAAAACGAAAACAACACACUUUACGUAAUAUUGUAUUUAUUAAUAAGUAUUUGUUGCACAAGUUAAUUUUUUCAAACUCGCAUAACUUGAGUACCCCUAGUGCGUGUCAAAAACCUAACUAACUCAGCUGCCGCCAGCCACGCUGACAGCGUCUUAAGGAUGUCCUAUAAUUACAGCAAUCGCUCCGAGGAUAACCCAUACGAGGAUGACGAAGUAACAGAAGGUGCCUUACAGGUGUGGCGGGCGCUGCCCGAACGCAUACGACAGGAUCCCAGCCUAGCAUCGUUCCGGCAGGAGCACGAGCGUUUACAUGGCGAUGUGGAGCCCAUGCCCUCGUCGGAUGACGUGCUGCAGCAGCAGGAGAUGGAACGGGAGGAGCACGAGCUGAAUGGCCAUACGGAGGAUUCACACGCGUUCACACAGAUUGGCAUCAAUGUGACGAACGAGGCGGGGCAGGUGCAUGUCUUGGACGGCAGGGACCUGGAGAACAACAACGAGGAUCAGCACGAGGAUAACGACGCCUACUGCAAAAGCAGCCUGAAAAAGUAUCUGAUUUGGUUCAAGAUAUCGAUCCUGUUGGUGGUCUGGUGCGUCUUCACGGCCUUUCUCAUGUCCAACAACGAGCACGUGGAUCAGCUGAGUCUCAUCAGUGUGCCCGGCAACAGUUCCACGCGAGUCUUUCCCAUAACGACAGCCACGCUGGAGCGCAUCGGGCUGGGCCUGCGCGGACCCUUCCGGCUGCAGGAGAACGAGCUGCAGCUGAACGAGAGCGUGCCGCUGCCCGUGCUCCAGGUGCAGGUGACGCGGAGCUACUUUGAUGCCCAGGAUCAGGAGAUUUACACGGAGAAUGCCAGCGAGCUGUGGCAGCUGGACAUUGUGUACUUUGAGCUAAUUGAUGCUACCAAGGAUACGAAAAAGACGCACACCUUUGAGCUGCAGCCCGGCGAACCGACGUGGCUGGCCCAGGCGAACAGCACCCGGCUCAGCUUCGAGCUGACCAGCAGCAUCGAGGGCGAGCUGCCCCUCCAGCUGAAUGUGGACGAGUCGCCCAUCUAUAAGCGACACGGCGUCCUCUAUGCCGCCGCCGUGCUCUGCGGCCUCUACGUGAUGAUCAUCUGGGAGAUUGUGAAUCGCACCUUUGCCGCGAUCAUUGCCUCGACCCUAUCUGUGGGCAUAUUGGCAGCGCUCAACUCUCGACCCUCCAUGGCCACCAUUAUGGGCUGGAUUGAUGUGGAGACCCUGCUGCUGCUCUUUGGCAUGAUGAUUCUGGUGGCCAUACUCUCGGAGACGGGCGUCUUUGACUAUCUGGCCGUGUAUGCGUAUAAGAUAACCAACGGGCAUGUCUGGCCGCUCAUCAAUUGCCUGUGCCUAUUUACCGCGGUGCUCUCCUCCUUUCUGGACAACGUGACGACGGUGCUGCUAAUGACGCCGGUUACGAUACGCCUGUGCGAGGUUAUGUCCCUCAAUCCGGUGCCCAUACUGAUGUGCAUGGUCAUCUACUCGAACAUCGGCGGCGCUCUGACGCCCGUCGGUGAUCCGCCCAAUGUGAUCAUUGCCUCCAAUAGCUACAUAUCCAAGAAUGGCGUUAACUUUGCUGUCUUCACGCUUCACAUGCUGCCCGGCGUCCUUCUGGUCAUGGUCCAAACAUAUAUCCAACUACGCUACAAGUUCCGCAACAUCAGCGAUCUGCAGUUCAAGGACUCGGCCGAGGUGGAGGAGCUGCGCCAUGAGAUACACGUGUGGAAGCGUGCGGCUGCCAGCCUAUCGGCCUACUCCAAGGACGAGGAGCUGGUGCGUCAGACCCUAAUGAAGAAAGUCAAUCGCCUUAAACGGAGCCUCAAGAAACGCAUGACAGCUGUGAUUGAACCGGCGCCCAACUAUGAACAGACCCUGGCCAACCUGCAGGCAAAGUAUCCGGUUCGAAACAAGCAGCUGCUGGUCAAGUGCACCGCCGCAUUGAUCUUUGUGAUCAGUUUAUUCUUUUUGCAUUCGGUGCCGGAACUGCAGCGUCUCUCCCUAGGCUGGACGGCCCUAUUGGGUGCCAUAUUCCUAAUAAUAUUGGCAGACAUUGAGGAUCUGGAGGCGAUAUUGGCGCGUGUCGAAUGGUCCACAUUGCUGUUCUUUGCCGCCCUCUUUAUACUCAUGGAAGCCCUGACAGAGCUGGGUCUGAUCGAAUGGAUCGGCAAUAUGACGGAGGGCAUUAUAUUGGGCGUGGGCGAGGAUCGUCGUUUGAUGGUGGCCAUAUUGAUAAUACUCUGGGUAUCUGCUGUGGCAUCCGCCUUCGUGGACAAUAUUCCGCUGACCACGAUGAUGGUCAAGAUCACCAUUUCCCUGGCGCAGAAUAGCACCUUAAACUUGCCGCUGCAGCCAUUGGUCUGGGCACUCGCCUUGGGCGCCUGUCUGGGUGGCAAUGGCACAUUGAUUGGCGCCUCGGCGAAUGUGGUUUGUGCUGGCGUUGCCGAGCAACAUGGCUAUAAAUUCACAUUUCUCGAAUUUUUCAAAGUUGGUUUUCCCGUAAUGAUUGGCAGCAUAAUUGUGACAACGGGCUAUUUAUUAGUCUCGCAUUCGCUGUUCGCGUGGCAUUGAUAAAAGGCCCCACCCCCUAACAACCCACCCAACCCCCUCCUCCUCCUCCACCUCCUUUGCGGCAUGGAAUUGACUGUGUCGAUUUUUGAACAAGGCGCACUUUACCUCGUUACCUACAGCAAAAAAUGUUAAGCAUUCGACACUAAUGAAAAUAUCAACUGCAGAGAGUCGAAAGAGCAGAAAAAAUCCACAAAGAAUUUCUAAAUACAAGCAGCAUACUCUGAGUAUGCUAAAUAUACGAGACAAGAAAUAAAAUUAAAAAUUAAAUAAAAUAAAAAUAAACACAUUUAUUUUUACACAUCAUUGUUAGUGUAGUGCGUAGUCUAAUGAAAAAAAA
Drosophila montana is the source of this 3029-nucleotide messenger RNA. It is a transcript of the gene hoe1, whose product is annotated as hoepel1. Gene Ontology annotation, biological process: transmembrane transport. The coding region runs from base 266 to 2692 and encodes 808 amino acids. Gene Ontology annotation, cellular component: membrane. The record is from RefSeq and is a predicted model, not a curated record. Lineage: Eukaryota; Metazoa; Arthropoda; Insecta; Diptera; Drosophilidae. The transcript is spliced from 11 exons.